Messenger RNA from Lathyrus oleraceus (garden pea), 1034 nucleotides. RefSeq lists its product as uncharacterized. The record is from RefSeq and is a predicted model, not a curated record. NCBI's taxonomy places the organism in Eukaryota, Viridiplantae, Streptophyta, Magnoliopsida, Fabales, Fabaceae. Gene Ontology annotation, biological process: protein histidyl modification to diphthamide. Gene Ontology annotation, cellular component: cytosol. Gene Ontology annotation, molecular function: metal ion binding. The transcript is spliced from 2 exons. The coding region runs from base 222 to 752 and encodes 176 amino acids.
UAUCCAAAUCAAUGGCCAAGAUCCUCUUUCUCCCAUAAAUCAAACUCUAGCCUCACGAUUAGUUUACUCUUCCCACAAUCCUUUCCCUUUCAUCACUCUCUUUCUCUCUCCUGCAGCAAAACGGCAAAACCCUCGUUGCCACCAUCGUGUUCCCGUUACCGGCGACCGGAGUCAUAACCUCCACCCUCUCAGUUUUCUCCUUCCUCGAUAACCUUGAAAAAAUGAUUCUUGACAAAUAUGACAUUGAGGAAACUCAUUAUGAGGUUCUCAAUAUUCAGGAAGAUGCAGAUUAUGAAGAAAUUCGGGCUAGUUACCGAAGUGCUGUACUCAGUUUACAUCCUGAUAAACUAUUGAAGACAUUCGAUACAACCGACAGUAAUCAAACAAGUACAGAGAGAUUUCUCAGAGUACAAAAGGCAUGGGAAGUUCUUAACGAUUCAAGCUCUCGUGUAUUCUAUGAUAAGCAGCUGCAAAGUUCACGGCGAGAUGCCUUGGCUGCCGAAGUUGCAGAAGAUUUAAGCUUACAUGAUAUGGAAGCUGAAGAUGCCGAUGAAGCAUUAGAACUGUUUUAUCAGUGCCGGUGUGGUGAUUACUUCUCUGUUGACUCGUUGGAAUUGCUAAAAAUGGGGUAUUCUUUGUUGAGAGAUGGAAGCAGUAUAUCUAUACUCAAUAGGGAUACUUUACCAGGAUCGGUGAUUCUUCCCUGUGGAUCUUGUUCGUUAAAAGCUCGGCUCGUACUCAGUGUGGGAUAACCAUUGAAAUUAUUGACAUCUUUUAGUAUUUGUAUGGAUAACCAUUGAAAUUAUUAGUAAUUUUUGAAGAUAGCAAACUACAGAGUCAAGUGCAUCUCCAUUCAACUUAAUCAAAUAGAUUGAAUGAUUCAAAAGAAAGUUGUUCCCCUAUUCUUUUCUUAUUUACUAAAGAAUGAUUGUUAAAUUUUCAUUUGGACAACCAAAUACGCAUUCCGUCUCAUUAAAAUGUCAUAUUUGAGUUAGGAAAAAAAUAAUAAUAAAUAUUGCAUUUAUUUUUGCGUA